CUCUCACCAUUUCCAAACACCCAAAACUACCACAAUGAGUCCACUAUCUGCUUUCCUUGUUACAUUUCUAGCAACCUUCAUAGCCUUCACCCAUGCAACCACAAUCACAGUAGUCAACAACUGCCCCUACACUGUUUGGGCAGCGGCCGAUCCAGGCAGCGGGCAGCAACUCAACCAGGGCAACACCUGGGACGUUAACCCAGCUCCGGGUACCAAAAUGGCCCGUAUUUGGGCCCGAACGGGCUGCAACUUCGACGGCAACGGUAACGGAAACUGUGACACCGGAGGGUGUGGGAAACUCGAUUGUGACCCGGGUAAUUGGGGUACAAUCCCCAAGACACUAUUCGAAUACGCUCUGGCCCAACCCGAUAACCCGACCGACACAAUCGACAUCUCACUUAUUGAAGGGUUCAACGUCCCUAUCGCCUUCACUCCUCUUAGCAAUGUUGGUGCCUUAGAUAACAAGUGUCGUGACAUACGUUGUACGGCCGAUAUAAACGGGCAAUGCCCACAGAACUGGAAGACUACGGGCGGGUGUAAUAGCCCAUGUACCACACCGGGUAUUGGUUCAUGUGGUGCUAAUGGUGACUCCAAGUUUUUCAAGGAAAGGUGCCCAGAUGCUUACAGUUUCCCUGAAGAUGAUCAAUCCAGUACUUUUGCUUGCCCUUCUGGAACUAAUUACAGGCUCACUUUCUGCCCAUGAUCAAUUACGAGUAUUAAUUACAAACUAAUCUCGUUUUUAUACUUCUUAAUAAUUACCAUGAAUUAUAAUAUAAUACUUACGUUACAGAUUUAUAGUACAUAAUGAUCGAUCGAUGUGUGAAAUAAGCUAGAGUUCUUAUGGUUUCAGCUCUAUCGUUCUGUAUUUUCAGAUCAGCAUACAAUAAUUAUAAUAAUAAAAGUUCUUUUUUUCAAA
Messenger RNA from Spinacia oleracea (spinach), 916 nucleotides. Its product is annotated as pathogenesis-related protein R major form-like. The transcript has a single exon. Bases 35 to 703 code for a protein of 222 amino acids. The record is from RefSeq and is a predicted model, not a curated record. Lineage: Eukaryota; Viridiplantae; Streptophyta; Magnoliopsida; Caryophyllales; Amaranthaceae.